AUGUGCGCUGCAGGCUCAGACUCCGCCCGCUCGGAGACGAGAGAAAACCGUGCAGAGGCUAUGCUCGCGGGGGGCAGACCGAGCGUCAGCACGAGAAUCAACGGCAGACGACGACAGCCGCGAGAGACGCGCCCUCCGCGGCAACCAGAGACCGAGGUGCAGACGGGCUGCACCGCGCUGCGCGGAGGCGGACGAGAUGCGCUGUCCGGAAUUCGCAGAAAGAAGCAGGGGCCGACGCGAGAAAAAAACAGGCGCAGCGACGCACUGGACACGCGACCACUCCACGGGCGUGCGUACGACUGUGAGGAAUGGCGAGACCCCGCUUGA
Molecule: messenger RNA, 327 nt
Organism: Besnoitia besnoiti
Lineage: Eukaryota; Apicomplexa; Conoidasida; Eucoccidiorida; Sarcocystidae
Exons: 1
Coding region: 1-327 (108 amino acids)
Source: RefSeq, a predicted model, not a curated record